GCGGACUCCAAGUUUCAAGCAGCACGCUUGGGCGAGGCUCACUGUUGGACGGCGUGCUCUUCGUCCUUUCUACUCUUCACUCGAAAAUAAGGCUCAAUAGUGAUCAAUGCCCCUACCUUCGACCUCUGCUGAGACCUUUUCUCCCGAAGAACUCUACAAUGUCGUCUGCGGCGCUGCGUCUCAGGACCCAACACAAUUGCAGGCAUCGGCGACACGGCUGAAGGAAAUCCUGCAACUGCCUGGUGCAUUUGAAACGCUAUAUGAGAUUGCAUCACAGAGAACAGUGCCGUUAGCUGUGCGCCAACAAAGUAUCAUUCAGUUCAAGAACAACGCCGUAAGUCAGUGGCGUUCCAGGAAACUCUUCUCAGACGAUCACAGGCAACGCAUACGUGCGAGGUGCUUGUCGCUGCUUGACGAACCUGACGAUGUUAUUGCUGAAUGCAAUGAAGUCAUCGUCGCCAAGAUAGCACGCAAUGACAUGCCUCAGAACUGGCCUGCCUUGAUUCCAAAUCUACUGGGGACCAUUGGUACGAACAUCGACGCACGUUACGGAGGUGGCCAGGGUGGAUCGACUAUACAACUGCGGCGCAGCUUGGAGGUGCUCAAUGCAAUAUUGAAGGAGAUGAUGAGUGUCAAGUUGCCUAGUGGGGUGAAGGUUAUGGGGGCACUUGUGCAAGAGCUUCAUCAAAAUCUGCAGGGCCAUUACUCUCGAGUGGCAUUGUCCUUCCCUACAACCAUAACCCCCGUCUCAAUAUCUCAAAUCCGUACCGCGGAAGACCUGCUGUUCGCUCACCUCAUAUUCAAGUGUGUCGUCAAAUCUGCCGAAUGGGCUUGGAACCGCAUUGUGCACAAUAACUAUGAGAAUCUCGAGCCCUGGAUUCAACAACUCUUCCAAGCCUCUGCUAUGCAGCUACAGGCCCUCUCGGAACUUCGCAUCAACAUCAUGCUAGCACUGCAAACCGGUCAAACAGACAAGAUUAGUGCUCAUUCCAUCGACAUCUUGACUCGUCAUGUCAGGCUUUUUGGAAAACUCUUCCGACGAAUGCAGCAACUGUCUCCAUCGCGAUUUGUGGCGCUGCCUAUAUAUAGCGAUCUCAUUCUAUAUUACUGGAGCAAAGUCGUACAGGCAUCGAAUGCGCCAGCCGACGCAAUCGCGGACACGCCGACCGCUGUGUUCCCUGUCCGCUUCCUUGUUCAAGCGAUGGUACUGUUCAAAGACAGCCUAGCCCAGUGGGCACCUGUUCGCAAGGAUGGCUCUCAGAAUGCGAACGCACUAUCCAAGGAAUUCGUCGAGAAUGCGGUGCAAUUGCUAGUGACGAGGUUCAUCCCGCUGAAUCCAUCUGACCUCGAAGAGUGGGUUUCGGAUCCGGAAGGGUGGGUCAACCUCGAAGAGCAAGACAACGAGCAGUGGGUGUUCGAGAUACGCCCGUGUGCGGAACGAGUGCUCAUGACGCUUGCUAACAACUACCAGCAAUACGUCACACCUCUCCUCGACACCACCUUCAAGCAAGCUGUCGGACAACGACCUGUUGAUCUUCCAGGCGUCGUCCAGAAGGAAGCGCUCUACUGUGCUGUCGGCCGGUGCGCAACACGCCUGAAGGACCUGAUCCCCUUCGGUCAAUGGCUCGAGCAUACGUUGAUGGCUGAAGCCCAGGACCCAAGUGCCAGCUACCCAAUCCUGAAGCGCCGUAUAGCCUGGCUAGUGGGCAAGUGGAUUGCAGACGACUGCUAUCCAGCAAACGACGCGAAGAUUUGGCAGGUCCUCCUCUAUCUCCUGCGAGACCGAGGGCAGGGCUCUGAUGACGUCGUGAGGCUAACUGCCGCCAUGGCCCUCAGAGAAUGUGUCGACACUUUGUCUUUCGACAUUGACGUCUUCGCUCCCUUCCUUGCGACAGCCGUCAAUGAGCUCGUACGACUCAUGGCCGAGGCGGAGACCCUUGAGGCCAAGCGCCGCAUUGCGAAUAGCUUGAACACUGUCAUCGAAAGGGCAGAAACAAGGAUCGUCCCUCUCAUCGGAAAUAUAGCCCAGCCCCUUCCUCAGCUUUGGAGUGCUGCCGGAGAAGACUGGCUGUUCAAAACGAGUUUAUUGGGCACGCUGACGAACCUUGUACAGUCGUCCAAGGAACAUUCUGUCAUUCUCACAGGCCUUGUCGUCCACUUAAUCCAGCAGAGCUUCACUCCAGGAGCACAAUUGCACCUCGAUCAAGAUGCCCUUGUUUUGUGGCUGGCUGCUAUCCGCAACACUGUAACGCUUGAAGGUGUUGAUGGGGGACCGGGCUACAUUAUCCCUUUCCCGCUAGUCAUCUCGCUUCUGUCCGAAAAUCUUGACCUGCUUGGCAGCAUCAGUGAAAUCGUUGAUUCAUACAUCCUGGUCGAUGCAACGCGUGUACUACAGUUGUACGCAGUGGAGCUUUUCCAAGCCUUCGCAAAAGCAAUGACUCAGGCAGUCGAAACAAACGUCGGCGACAUGGCGAAGAUUUUGAGCACACUAUUCCAGAUUGGGCCACCUCAACUCUGGGGAGAACCCUUGCACAGAUCCGGUCUCUUUGCGCUUGUUGUAAAAACUCUCAUGGACGACAAGGCGAAGACGUCCAUCCUCACGGAGGAAAUCUACGUCCUCGCCCGAGUCGCGGUUGCCAACAAGCAGCUCUUCCUGCAACUCAUGCAAGCUACCGCCCAGGCGAACAAUGUUCCCGAGAACCAGAUCUGGGAAGGGGUGCUGGACCAAUGGUGGACGAGGUUUGAUAACAUGUCCGAGCCUCGACUCCGCAAGCUGACGGCGAUGGGCAUCGCAAGCCUCGUGUCGACCGGUCGUAAGGAGGUGCUAGAACGACUAUCCUCUGAUGUUUUCAAUCUAUGGCUGGACGUGUUUGGAGAGAUCAAGGAGACUGAGAACCAGGAUGCCGAGCCCGGAAGCCCCACUUUGACGCGGUACUGGGAUAGGCCGACCGACGAUUUCUUCCAGGGCUCAGAGAACACGCUCGAGUACGAGCGUCGCAAGGCGCUGUACGAGAACGACCCUGUACGCACCACGAAACUCACGACAUAUGUCGCGGCGUGUCUACAGGAAGCAGAGAUUGCGUGCGGCGGGCCAGCCAACCUACAGGCGAUGUACCUCGCCAAGGCCGACCCGACCGUCCUCAAUCAGCUGCAAACAGAGCUCGCUCGUCCAUGAUCUUGAAAUCCUCACGACUAUCUCACGGUUAGCUGUAUCAAAUCUAUGUCUGUGAUGAUGGCCGACUGACUUAGCGAGCCAGCUAUCUCAUUGCACCUUCGAAUAGCUAUCGAGCAACUGGUUUCUUUGCAUAGAUACAGAACCUACGCUGCACGCGCCAGUCUUAUCAUCCGGUCUUCUUGGAUGCUUGUCUCACAGAUCCUACUGGAAUGUAUUGUAUCGCACGCCUACUAAUGAACGGUAUGACCGAAUGUU
Rhodofomes roseus is the source of this 3430-nucleotide messenger RNA. Its product is annotated as ARM repeat-containing protein. Gene Ontology annotation, biological process: protein import into nucleus. The record is from RefSeq and is a predicted model, not a curated record. Gene Ontology annotation, molecular function: small GTPase binding. The transcript has 21 exons. Bases 107 to 3175 code for a protein of 1022 amino acids. NCBI's taxonomy places the organism in Eukaryota, Fungi, Basidiomycota, Agaricomycetes, Polyporales, Fomitopsidaceae. Gene Ontology annotation, cellular component: cytosol; nuclear envelope.